Thermochaetoides thermophila DSM 1495 is the source of this 783-nucleotide messenger RNA. RefSeq names its product putative L-ascorbic acid binding protein. Lineage: Eukaryota; Fungi; Ascomycota; Sordariomycetes; Sordariales; Chaetomiaceae. Gene Ontology annotation, biological process: peptidyl-proline hydroxylation to 4-hydroxy-L-proline. Gene Ontology annotation, cellular component: endoplasmic reticulum. Gene Ontology annotation, molecular function: iron ion binding; procollagen-proline 4-dioxygenase activity; L-ascorbic acid binding. The transcript has 5 exons. The record is from RefSeq and is a predicted model, not a curated record. The coding region runs from base 1 to 783 and encodes 260 amino acids.
AUGGCCAAAGACAAGCGCUCCAAAGGUGCACAUGGAUCUUCUGGAUCAAGCACAACAACUAGUUCCAAUAAGGGUAACAACACCAACAACCAGCCCCCAAUCUCAACCCCUCCUGCCUGGCCUGUGUUCAAGCCGAAGCUGCCCGUCGUCGACCUCCAGCUGGAGCCGUAUCCGGGUGUUGAAGACAAAGUCGUCGUGUUCCGGUCGUUCUGGCCGCGCUCCCUCUGCAAGGACUACGUGGCAUUCCUGCGCGAGCUUCCCCUGGUCACGACGCCGGGCAAGCCCAAGCGCGGUGAGGCCGUGCGUGUCAACGACCGCUUCCAGAUUGACGAUCCUAAGUUCGCGCACCGGUUGUGGACAGAGACGGGGCUGAAAGAGGCGCUACUGAAGGAGGAGUAUUUACAUAUGUGGGGCGGCCAGGUUGUCGGCCUCAAUCCCAACAUCAGAAUAUACCGCUAUCGUCCUGGUCAAUUCUUCGAUGCCCAUUACGACGACUACAACUACGUAACUGUCGCUCCUGAGCCCGGCGCCCCGCCGAUCUCAGCAAAAACCACCUGGACAUUACUCUUGUACCUCACCUCACAAGCAGACGGCUGCAUCGGCGGCGAAACCGUCUUCUUCCCCCGCGACCGACGCAAUCCCAAGGAGGAAAUUGCCGUCAGCCUCGAGACCGGCAUGUUGCUUCUGCACAAACAUGGUAAUGACUGCAUGUUGCACGAAGCAAGAGAGGUCACUGCCGGCGAAAAAUGGGUAAUCAGGACGGAUUUGUGCAUUAAGAGGUGA